Symbiodinium sp. CCMP2456 is the source of this 1374-nucleotide messenger RNA. The record is from the annotation of a GenBank genome assembly. Lineage: Eukaryota; Dinophyceae; Suessiales; Symbiodiniaceae.
AUGUUGGCCGUACAUGUGUGCAGUGUGGCCACCGGCCAAGAGCUCUGCAUCAUCUCAGCAGGCCGUGAUUGGACAGUGCAUGAGCUCAGCGUGAAGGUUGCAACUCAGCUUGGAGCCAAACUGCACUCACAAACCUUCCUGCAGGGUCCGAGAGUCCUCGAAAGCACUGAGUCCUUGAACGACUUCUUAGAGACGGAGGAUGCAAAAACCCUGGAGCUGCAGCUUCUGAGAAAGUCUUGGGUGGUGACGGUCGAAUACGAGGAUGAAGCUGUGGACAUCGAGGCAUAUCCCGAGUGCACAUUGCAGGCCUUCGGCGUGUUGGUGGCUGACAGGCUUCAACUCCCCGCCGCCACAAGACCUAGCUUCUACCUUCAGGACAAACCGCUAGACUGGGACGGCGAAGCCGAGACAAGCUUGGCGGAUGUAGGCAUCCAGCCGGGUGUCACAUUGCAGGUACCAUUCACAAGCAACCUGGAGUUGAUGUGCAAAGGGAGGCCUGCAUUGCAGAGUCGGCGGUCCGAGUUCUUAGAAUCGAAUGCGGCCUUGUGCCUCAUUGAUCAAUGCCAAGAGGACUUCUUGCUUCCCAAGGAUGAGUUCUGUGAAGAUCUGGCAGAGUGGAGUAUUGGUCAAUCUGUCGACUCGCUACACCCAGGGACUGGAGGCUUCCUGUGCGACUCCCUUGCCAAGCUGCCACGGCUCUUCACUCCAGACGAGUGCAGGAAAAUCGUCAGGUCUUCCGAGAAGCUGGCAAUGGCACCCAUGGAUGUGGCCUGCUUCCGGGGCACCCGCCGCUACCAGCGCGUCGUCGUGCGGGACGAGACCUUGGCACGGAAGCUGUGGGAGCGAGCGGAGCCCUACGUGCGCGAGGCACUCGAAGGCCAGAGCCUGAGACCUCUUGGCUUCGGCUGUGCGGGUGACUGGGAGCUCGAGGGCCUGAAUCACUGUUUUCGUGUGAAUUCCUAUGGGCCAGGGGGAUUUCUGAAGCCGCACCGCGAUGCGCCCUUCGCCCAGCAUUCUAAUCUCAGGAGCCUGUGCACGCUGCUCAUUCCUUUGGACUCCGUGGGAAGGACGCGCUUCUUCCAUCCUGUGAAGCCUUUGGAUUUUCGAGGCAUGACCCUGAACGAAGAGCUUGAGGCAAGAGGUGGAUUGGCUGCCGGCUUUGAGGCUCUGGACGUUCGUCUCUCAGCUGGUCGUGGCUUGCUCUUCGGUCAGAGCCUGCUCCAUGAAGGCAUCCCGGCAGAGGGCUCGGAGCGAAAGAUCCUUCUUCGAACCGACGUGCUUGUAAGGAGAAGGCUCCACAUUCCCACAGUGCUGCCCCUUGGCUGUUUCGGUUUAGGUUUGCGACGCUUCAUGGUUGGACUUAACAAAACGUAG